CAGUUUCCCGCUCAUAGCUUCAUCUUCCUCCCAUUUACCCUUUUUCUUUCUCUUCAAACUUCUCUUUCUCUCUCUCUCUCUAAUCCCAAUUCUUCUUCUGCUAGGGUUUCACUUCGCCAUGCCUGAUAUGGCAAAUCUCUCUAUCUCGGCGGUACUCAGCUCCACCGUCAUCAAACCCAACCCCACUGAUGAUGCUGCCAACCCUGAUUCAGCUGCUGCUGCUGUUGAAGAACCACUACCUAAUGGUGGAUUUGGUUCCGAUAAUGGCGCCGAUAACGGUACCCAUGCUCGGAUUUUGAAGAGGAGUCGAAGUUCUCUUCAGAAGACAGACAAUGCUAAGAGUUUGUUGGAUUGUCUUACAGAUCCUCAAUCUCUUCCAUUUCUCGUUGGUGCUCCCAAGAUGGUUGAAUGCCUUUUGUGCCACCAUUCUGUGUCUCCUGAGGAGGAGUUGCUGUGUUCUGUUCAUGGGUGUGGCUCACGCUAUCAUAAGGAAUGUGCAAAAGAAGCCGGCGGGGUUUUACAUCUGAAAAAGUUCAAGUGUCCACAACAUGCGUGCUUCAUUUGCAAGCAAAAGCUGCAUUUGCGGUGUGUGCGUUGCCCGGCGGCUUUCCAUAUUAAAUGUGCACCAUGGCCAGAAGCUGUGAUCCCUCUGAAAGAUCAUCCCGGGAAAGCUAUUUGUUGGAGACAUCCUUCUGAUUGGCGCCUGGAUAAAAAGGAGAAACCUGAUACUCCAAAGCAACCUGAUACUCCAUUGACCGACAUUUCGGAAAUAUUUUGUCGUUUGCCUCUUCCUUUUAUUAACGAGGAAUUCAAGAUCGACUUCACUUGGAAAGACAUGGACAAUAAGAUAGAGCCACCACCAUAUACACACAUAAGGCGCAAUAUAUAUCUAGUAAAGAAAAAGCGCAGUGAUGCAGAUGACGAUGCUGGGUGCACAAACUGCAGUUCUGGGUGCUCUGAUGAUUGCGUAUGCAGGGUUCAAUGCAUAAGCUGCUCAAAGGCUUGUCGAUGCUCUGAAAAUUGUAAAAAUCGGCCAUUUCGCAAGGAGAAAAAGAUCAGCGUUGUCAAGACUUUGUUUUGUGGAUGGGGAGUUGAGGCUUCUGAAACAAUUGAGAAAGGAGAGUUCAUAAUUGAGUAUGUUGGGGAAGUCAUUGAUGAUGCUGAAUGUGAACAAAGGCUUUGGGACAUGAAAUAUAAGGGCGUAGAGAAUUUUUACAUGUGUGAGAUUCGUAAAGACUUCACAAUAGAUGCAACUUUCAAAGGAAAUUCUUCACGCUUUUUAAACCAUAGCUGUGCUCCCAAUUGUGUUUUGGAGAAGUGGCAAGUAGAUGGUGAAACGCGUGUUGGUGUAUUUGCUGCUCGUUCAAUAGAAGUUGGGGAGCCGUUAACAUAUGAUUACAGAUUUGUGCAAUUUGGUCCAGAGGUGAAGUGCCGCUGCGGAGCACAGAAAUGUCAAGGAUUUCUAGGUUCAAAAAAGAAAAUUAGCAAAGUAGUAAAACUCUGUUGUUGGGGUGCAAAACGUAAGAGAACUUUAUGCACUAAACCUGCUGAUUUAGCAAAAUAUUGUAUGUAAUGUAGUAGUUAUCACAGUUAUAUUAUAUGUAGGCUAAAGUGAAAAGCAAUAAUCUUUAUUUAUAGAAUAACAAUACCUCACAUUCUUUGUACUGGAAAAUAGGUGAGAAUUUCUUCAUUAAAGAUUGUGACAACAUUGUCUGUCACACAGAAUUUUAUCAUUGUCAUACAUGACACCAAAACUUGUAAAUUGAUAUUGCUGAAUUAAGGCAUAUAUUACAGUAUUGAAUAAAUGACAAAUAUCAGAUUUUUUCUUUCA
Messenger RNA from Trifolium pratense (red clover), 1831 nucleotides. RefSeq names its product histone-lysine N-methyltransferase ASHR3. The record is from RefSeq and is a predicted model, not a curated record. The transcript has 11 exons. Gene Ontology annotation, molecular function: histone H3K36 methyltransferase activity; protein binding. Gene Ontology annotation, biological process: regulation of DNA-templated transcription. Bases 119 to 1573 code for a protein of 484 amino acids. Gene Ontology annotation, cellular component: chromatin; nucleus. Lineage: Eukaryota; Viridiplantae; Streptophyta; Magnoliopsida; Fabales; Fabaceae.